This is a messenger RNA of Salvelinus namaycush (lake trout), 1398 nucleotides long. RefSeq lists its product as uncharacterized. The record is from RefSeq and is a predicted model, not a curated record. NCBI's taxonomy places the organism in Eukaryota, Metazoa, Chordata, Actinopteri, Salmoniformes, Salmonidae. Bases 1 to 1398 code for a protein of 465 amino acids. The transcript is spliced from 8 exons.
AUGAAAGCAGUCAAGGACAUCCACUUCCAUCAGUUGAUGGAGAGAGACAGCGAGAUACCGGCAGAUGGAGUGCCAGUAAAGGAUGGGGAACAGCUGUCUAUGGAAGACACCACGUCCAUCCUGCCUCGUCUGAAGAGAAACAACUCCAAUAACUAUGGGAUCGGUGCUCUGGCUAAGUCCUCACUGACAGGUGUGUCAGGUGUGAAUCGCUCCAUGAAGGACAAGGUGACCAAGCCUACAUCCAUGGCCCAAGGCCGGAUGGCACACAUGAUCGAGUGGCAGAACUGGGAUAUGUCUGUGGUGGGCCCGGGGGGCGUCUCCGUCCCACGCAAGUCCACGGCAGAGCAGGAGAUGGAGAGACGGUUGGAGAGCGACGCCUACAGCGACCUCAGCGACGGGGAGAAGGAGGCUCGCUUCGCCGCAGGUAUCCUGCAGCAGUUUGCCAUCUCCCAGGCAACGCUCAUGGCCUGGACCUCCAUGGAUGGAGAGAGCCUGAGGUCAGGGUCCAACCAGGGCAGUGUGGCCCACCUCAGCGAGGUUAACCAGGAGAGCAUCACCAGCCGAGACCAGAUAUUGCACCACUCUUCUGCGGACAUGUGGCCCAACACCUAUGUCGCCCAGGGCCUCUACUGCCUCUCCUCCUCUGACGCCUGGGAGCCAAUCAGCAAUGAGCCCUCCGGAGUGGCCUCUCCCGCUGCUGGCUCCUACGUGAUGCAGCAGGGCGGGACUUCCUGUGAUGGGUAUGAUGGGAACGCGUUGCUGCAGCAGCAGCAGCAGCAGCAGCAGCAGUUCAACCUACAGCAGCAGAGUCAGCUCCAGCAGCUGCAGCAGCUACAACAGAUACAGCACUACCAGCAACAGCAGCUCCUGUAUCAGCAACAACAGUCUCUGGAGCAAAGGCUGCACAGCGCCAACCACUCGUUGCAAGCCACGCCCAACAGCACCAUCCACAGCCUGGCCCCUGCCACCCACGCCCCAUUGGUGGACCUGUGGGGGGCUGGUCAGACAGAGUCCUAUCACGCGGAUAUUGGAGGGUACAACAUAGGCGUGGCAGCGGUGGUGGAGGCGGCUUUGAAUGUUCCGUCUGGGGAAGAGGGGGCGGGGACAGACCAUUCCCCUCUGCUGGAGCAGCAGGAGGAGGAGGAUGAACUGAAGGACGAGGAGGUGACACUCUGCAUGGAGCCGGAGUCUGCCACUCUAACACAGAGAGAGGAAGCCAUCACCUCCGGGGGCAGUAGUCCUGGGCAACGUAGUCCGGGGCGCAGUAGUCCGGGGCAACCACCAGCACAGCAAAUCACAGAGCGGAAGGCCUCUGAUGUCAGCUGUGGAGGCAUCCAGAUGCUGGAGGAGAAGGAAGAGAAGCAGGUGUCCACUGUUGCUGCCAUGGCAACCAACUGA